Molecule: messenger RNA, 1895 nt
Organism: Drosophila willistoni
Lineage: Eukaryota; Metazoa; Arthropoda; Insecta; Diptera; Drosophilidae
Product: pre-mRNA-processing factor 17
Exons: 3
Coding region: 74-1795 (573 amino acids)
Biological process (GO): mRNA splicing, via spliceosome
Cellular component (GO): catalytic step 2 spliceosome
Molecular function (GO): protein binding; mRNA binding
Source: RefSeq, a predicted model, not a curated record
CUGUACACUUUGAUUGUGAUUUAUUUGCAGCACUUUGUUAACAAAUACACAGAAUUCGUUCGCCGUUUGUAAGAUGUUGGGCUUGCAAUCGUAUGCCAGCUCAUCGGAGGGUGAUUCCGAUAAUGAGCAAAGUGAUGCCACCAUUCCCGCCCCCGUGACCACCCCGGAGCAUUUGCGUCCUGUGGAUAAGACGCAUUCACUGUCCGUGGAUCUUGCCGUAUGCGCGGCCCCUAAUGUAGUGCCAAUUGGCGCUGCUGCAGUUCCUAGGUCCUUGGAUCCCACACUAAAGGAGGUCGUUUACAAUCCCCGAUUCGAUGAGAUGUACGCACCCGUUAAGGGACCCGAACAUCCCGAUAUGACCCAGCAACAACGUGCACCGCGAAACACACUGGCCGGCUACGUGGAGAAGGCACACAUCAAUGCCUUUGAGUUUGAGAAUCAGCGCCGGACAUUUCACACAUAUGGAUAUGCCUUGGAUCCCAGUGUGGAUGAGAUGGCUGAUGGUCAAUCUUAUGUGGGUGACUUGCAAUCGGCCUACGAUGACAACGGCAAGACUGUGUUCGAAGGGCCCAAGGCCAAGAAAAGUCGAAAGCAGGAGAAGAACGAUCGUCCGGAGGACAUUGAAGGAUUCCUGGGUCCCUGGGGAAAAUAUGAGAACGAAGUGAGUGUGGCCAAGCCCAACGAGCAAGAGCGAGCUGAACUCGACGAGUUGUUGUCCAAGCGUCACAAACGUGGUCGCAUUCCCGAGGAUAAGCCGCUGGAGGAGAAGUCUACAUUGCACAUCAAAGAUGCUUAUGACUAUCAAGGACGCUCGUAUCUGCAUGCUCCGCAUGAUUUGGGUGUGAAUUUACGUUCCAAUGCUCCGCCCACGAAAUGCUUUCUGCCCAAGGCACACAUACACACCUGGACGGGACACAAUAAGGGAAUCUCGUCGAUACGCUGGUUCCCCAAAACCGCUCAUCUGCUUCUGUCGGGCUCAAUGGAUUGCCGUGUCAAGUUAUGGGAAGUUUAUGGUGAACGUCGUUGUAUACGAACCUUCUCGGGCCAUCGUCAAGCCAUCAAGGACAUUGCCUGGAAUAAUAAGGGAUCGAAUUUUCUAUCCGCCUCCUAUGAUCGUUAUAUAAAGCUUUGGGAUGCCGAAACUGGCGAUGUAGUCUCUCGUUUUACCACCCGCAAAAUGCCCUUCUGUGUCAAAUUCCAUCCGGAUAAUAGUAAGCAACAUUUAUUUGUGGCUGGCACAUCAGACAAGAAAAUUAUAUGCUGGGACACUCGUAGUGGCGACAUUGUUCAGGAAUAUGAUCGCCAUUUGGGGUCAGUGAGCACAAUUACUUUCGUGGAUGACAAUCGUCGAUUUGUGACCACCUCGGAUGACAAAUCUAUGCGCAUUUGGGAAUGGGAUAUACCUGUGGAUAUGAAAUAUAUAGCCGAUCCCACUAUGCACUCCAUGCCGGCCGUUACGUUGGCCCCCAAUGGCAAAUGGAUGGCAUGCCAGUCACUGGACAAUAAAAUUGUUAUAUUCUCCGCCCUCAAUCGCUUCAAAAUGAAUCGCAAGAAAACUUUCACCGGCCACAUGGUCUCUGGUUAUGCCUGCCAGUUGGACUUCUCCCCGGACAUGAGUUAUUUGGUCUCAGGUGAUGGUGAUGGCAAAUGCUACAUCUGGGACUGGAAGACAACGAAAAUGUAUAAAAAAUGGCAAGCUCACGAUGGCGUCUGCAUCAGCGCCCUAUGGCAUCCGCAUGAGGCCAGCAAAGUGGUAACAGCUGGCUGGGAUGGCCAACUCAAAUAUUGGGAUUAAACCCUAAACCAAUUGAAUGUGUAGUUAGCCUCACCAUCAGAUUUAAGCAACAAAUGUAUAAACAAAUUUAUUGACUAAAGUUAAAACUAAUGAAAACAGA